AUCCGAUUUUGAGUUUUGAGGUUAGGCGACGCGCACUCGUUUUUCCGUCCGACCGCUUCGAUAACGCGGCAAUGCGUCUCGAUCCGAUUGCAGCUUACAGCGUGCACGUGAAGUACUUUUUUCACUCACGCCAGUGUAACUUUGUGGCACAGCGUCGACCUUCGCGACGUUUGAAGUGUGUCGUUUAGGUUAGGAUCACGUGAUCUCGCUGUUUGCGUUUAGCUCUGGCCAUGGUCAAGCUGCCGCUGCAAACGUUUCGAAGCGUUUCUCUUCUCUUUCUAUCUUUACUAAAAGAAAAGAGAAGAAGAAUACUCCGUAACAUUUGAAGCGACAGCUUGACCCGCAGCCUCUGUCAAUAUUUCUACGCAGAUCGGCUUUUAUCUCGGACUCCAGGCUCGGUUUAACGUAAUUUUUAUCUUCUUCUGGUUUUGACAAUUGGAAAAAGGUGGAAAAAUGCGAGCAUUGCAAAACAGUGAAAAGAAAGAAACAAAGAAAGAGAUGGACAAAGCCGACUCCACGUAACAAAUGUUCGUUGUCACGUACACAUAACGCCUUGUUCUGCAGACUGGCAGCUCUCUCGUCUUCCUCGACCAGAGUGAACAUUUCUCUAGGAAGAUCCAGUUGAACCGUGUCGCGUUCAACGGUAACAUGAACAACGACCCGGGCAUCGUCUGUUUCCGUCACUGCUCGACGAGGAGUGUAUUCUGCCGGCUUGUACCGGCGACGUGUCCGGUGUGCUCGGUGCAAAUGCAGAGUUUUGUCGUGGACCCGUUUCGCGUUCCAUACCCGUUUGCGAAUGCCACGCACAGGCCGAUCAGCAUCGUAAUUCGGCCCUCGCGCGGCAGCUUUCUCGACGAUUACGACGCGACGCGCGACGAUCUACACAUUGGGAUAGUCGAUUCCGGCGGCGGUAUCUUGGAGUUCGACAAAGAGGGACUGGUGGCGAACGACGUGACCAGGUGGACCGAUUGCAUCGCCUUGGAAGUCGUGCCGGCAGCCUGGACCGCACGAUGGGACGAGACUUUGGCACUCAUGUCGCGGCAUCUCAAGUGGAGAUCCGUUAACUAUAACGCCAGCGAUAUGAACUGUCUCGACUUCGUUCUGGAGUUCCUCAAUAAUCUGGGAUACGCGGAUCUGAAGUUCGCGAACAAGGGAGAUCUGUGCGAGCGAUUGAUACUGUUGAAGAUGUUCAGCGCAAUUCAAUAUGUUUCGUUGUACAGAGCCUUGAAGAGUCGGGAAUACCUGCUGUCGGAUCCUCACGUUUGAUACAUUUUCUUACCUUUAUAUUAUAUUAUUUAUAAUUCGUGCAAUAAAACGUUCAUAUUUGGA
Messenger RNA from Vollenhovia emeryi, 1329 nucleotides. RefSeq names its product MKRN2 opposite strand protein. Bases 649 to 1266 code for a protein of 205 amino acids. The transcript is spliced from 2 exons. NCBI's taxonomy places the organism in Eukaryota, Metazoa, Arthropoda, Insecta, Hymenoptera, Formicidae. The record is from RefSeq and is a predicted model, not a curated record.